Moneuplotes crassus is the source of this 1011-nucleotide messenger RNA. The record is from the annotation of a GenBank genome assembly. NCBI's taxonomy places the organism in Eukaryota, Ciliophora, Spirotrichea, Euplotida, Euplotidae.
UUUAGAUACAAUUUGAUGGAAGCUAGGUAUAAAGAUACAACAGUCUCAUGCUCUGUAUGUGAGGAUAGCAUGCCAAGACAACAUGAUGGUGUUAAGUGCAGUCAAGGACAUGAUUUAUGAUCAGAUUGUAGCAAGACUUUUGUGGAAAAUAUAUUAUCAGAUCCCGAAAAUAACAUCCCUGUUGAAUGUUGUUGGUGAAAAAUUGAGCUCAACUCUGUUCAAUUAGAAAAGCAGAUGACACCUGACCAGCUUGAGUUAUACUUAAUGUAUAAAGCAGUCAAAGAUAUUGAUCCGAAGGUUGAUAAAGUGAUGAGUUGUCCAUUCUGCAAAUACUUUGAGAUUUGGGCAAAAACCAAUUCGUCCAACUUCUUCUACUGCAAGAAGCAAGACUGCAAAAAGGGAAGCUGCUCAAUUUGAUUCAAAGAAUUCAAAAUUCCCGAAGGCAUGGCUGUGACUGAGGAUGAACUUGAAGAAAUGAAAGAAGAAGGAGGCAUGCUCACUCAUCACAAGUGCUACGAGUACAAGGAUAUCAAAGAAGAUUGGGAUAAGGCAAUUGAAAGUGGUACAAAAAGAUACUGUCCAAAAUGCAAAGUUGGAGGAGUCAAAGAUGAUGCUUGCACUCAUAUGGUUUGUGACAACUGUGACACUAUCUGGUGUUAUUUUUGUGGUAAGGAAGAAGCCAAACUUAAUAAAUCUGAUCCAAAAGGGAGCAUCUACCGCCACAAUGAUGACUGGCAUAUAAAUCCUAAGAGAUGCCCCAUGUACUUAAUCGAUAUUGGUCAAAUAGAUCAAAGAUGGAACACAGAGAACGACGAAGAAGCAAAGGAAUUUUUUCAUAAAAUCCUAAUCUACAAGAAUGUUAAAAAAUUCUUUAGAAAGUACAAAAGAAGAGACUUUAAAGCCCUCUGAAAAGUAUUUCCUUCUGUUGAUAACCAUGGAUUUAACCUUACCAAAAUAAUGAAAACUAAAGUGACUUUAAUUCAUAGAUAACUUCCAAAUCCACUCUUCUCC